Molecule: messenger RNA, 381 nt
Organism: Chrysemys picta bellii (western painted turtle)
Lineage: Eukaryota; Metazoa; Chordata; Testudines; Emydidae
Source: RefSeq, a predicted model, not a curated record
AUGGGGCUUAGAAAGGUUCUGAAGGAAAUCUCUGUUGGAGACCUCAAGCCCAAUGAAACAGUUGAAGCAAAUCUAGAAGCACAACUACUCUCCAAGCUAGAUCACCCAGCCAUUGUCAAGUUUUAUGCAAGCUUUGUGGAACGAGAGAGUUUCUGCAUCAUCACUGAAUACUGUGAGGGUCGAGAUCUAGACUGCAAAAUUCAAGAAUACAAAGAAGCUGGGAAAAUAUUCACUGAAAGCCAGAUAAUAGAAUGGUUUAUACAGUUGUUGCUUGGAGUCAACUAUAUGCAUGAAAGGUACAGUAAUUUACUUUUUCAUAUGAAACCAGUUAGAUGUGAUAUGACAAAGCAGACUUGUAUUGGCUAAUUACAGAUAUUCAAA